Messenger RNA from Linum trigynum, 3030 nucleotides. The record is from the annotation of a GenBank genome assembly. NCBI's taxonomy places the organism in Eukaryota, Viridiplantae, Streptophyta, Magnoliopsida, Malpighiales, Linaceae.
CAUAUGGUAUAGUCUCGUAAAAAAUGACUCAAUUUUUUUUUGUUUGAAAAAUAUAUCAAAGUGGAUAUCAUUUUGAAGAGCACAAUUAAUCUGAUCUAACUGUGCAAAAAAAAAUUAAAUUUCGACUUAAAACGAGUGAGAAAUCGUCUGUCAAAAAUUAAGGAGGGGAAAAUUAAAUGCUUUCCAAAAAAGAGAGGAUGUUGAUGUCAUGUUGAUGUGGACGGGUUACUCAUAGAGUCAUGGUUACUCACCAUAAGAUUACUGACCUAAUCCGUUCCCCACAUGGUUAAUUAUUGAUUGUACUUUAAUUUGAUUGAGAUUGAGAGACAUCGUGUUAUUAUGGGUAGAUGUUGGAGCGUUCUUUACACGUUUACCACAGAAAAUAGGGUUAAUUGCAUGGUUGGUCACUGAGAUUACAAAAAACGUUCAAGUUUGGUCACUCGAAAUAUUUAAAUCCAUUGGUGGUACUUCAAUCUACCAAAACCGUUCACGUUUGGUCACUCUUCGUCCAACUCCGUUAACUUUAGCUGAUGUGGCAGUCAACUCUCAAAGUUGACCGUUAACAUAGCGACGUGGCAACUAAAAAAUUAUUAAAAAUAAAAAAAAUAAACUUUUAUAUUUUCCCCCUCAUUUUUACUUUCAUUAAAAAAUAUAAAAAAUCUAAUUUUUUUUCUACAACUCAUCUCAGCCAUGUUAAUAGUCCAGCACAAGCUCAUCUCAUCACAACAAAACAGAAACGGUCUGGUGACUAGCAGGAAGUCUCCGUUCUUCAGGACUAAUAUUCUUUUUCACUUAAUAAUAAUGCCAGAGUGAGCGAAGAGUUGUGUUCUACUGCUAAACUUCCCCCAAUCUAUGUUAUUAUCCCUGCUCCACACACAUUUAUAUGAACUCCAAACCAUGACUCCCUACUCGAAUAGUCAAUUCAAUCUGUGAUCUAAUCUCUGCCCCGUUCGACUCGACUGAAAAAUGAGUUGCUUGAUGAGUUGCAGCUCGUCCGCCAGAAAAAACCACCACCACUACUCUUUCACCACCGACGAUUCCACCGCCACCCUCGUCGCCCCUACAAGGGAUGUCACCCGCCCGCUGCCUCGUCAAGAAGCCCAAUCCUACGGCGGAGAUCUACAACGGUACAACUACUCAUCGGAAAGGGAAAGGGGCCCGCCGUCAGCGGCAGGACGACAUCCCCAAGACCUUCUUCAUGAUGGGCCAACAAAGCAGCGAGGGGAACCGCCCAUUUACUCCCACCACGCUGACCCCUUCAUCGAGUCGACCGAGUCGCCGAUUCACUCGGGGAUCUAGCGGCGGAAGGAGUUGUUUACACCAUCCCUCUCGCCUCCGAAUUCGGCAGCUUCACCUGCCCUUCCCCAAUUGCGCCCGCCACUCCGCCGCUAAAAAGGGAUUAUGCGGCGGUUCCGGAAAUAAGGGAGGCGGAAAAGGAGAAAAAGGUGGGGUCAUUCUCUAGAGAGAGGCUGGAGGCUUUCAAGGAGAAGCGGAGGUCAGCGGUGGCGGUGUGGCAGAGGAGCGAAUUCUGGUUCGGGUGGGGAUGUUCCAGUUGGAUUUCGGAGGGGAGGUGUCGCCGGCAUGGACGCCGGUGGUCGGGAGAUUCGCGAUGAGGAGUCCGGCGAGAGGCGGGAGUCCGUUCAAUGGGUAGGGUAUGGGGUUUGUAGAAAAAAAAUAGAUUUUUAGAUUUUUUAUUUUUUAAUGAAUGUAAUAAUGAGGUGGAAAAUAUUAAACUUUUUUUUAAUAAUUUUUUAGUUGCCACGUCACUAAGUUAACGGUCAACUUUGAGAGUUGACUGCCACAUCAGCCAAAGUUAACGGAGUUGGACGGAGAGUGACCAAACGUGAACGGUUUUGGUAAACUGAAGUACCACCAAUGGAUUUAAAUAUUUCGAGUGACCAAAUUUGAUCGUUUUUUGUAAUCUCAGUGACCAACCAUGCAAUUAACCCCAGAAAAUAAGAACAAAUGAGUCCGUCAACCAUCAUGGUUGCAUUCUUAGCCAACAAAAAUUUACUCUGAAUUAGCAAAAAUUUGUUUAGUAUUAUACAUAUAUUAAAUUCUUUUCAAACUUUCAUUAUUGUAUUAUUGUAAACCCGUGAAGAAGGGGCCGCUAGAUGGAAAACUGCCUUGCGGAACCGUUGUUGCAUUAUAUGUAGUGGCAGAUGAACAUAUUCAAAUCACUACUCUAAAUUUAGUUUAGAAAUUAUAGCUCCAAAGAUUAUUCAUCUAAGAAAAUAAUGAAACCUAAAAGUCUAAAAUGAAAAAGACUAAAAGAAAUAUGAGGUUUGUUCCCUUGAAAAAUUUAAUAGAUCAUCUGGUGGAUAUAUGGAUGGACACACAAUGCAAAUUGAUUAGUCGAUUGAUUUGUCUAGUGUUGACGCUACUCGUUUCAACUGCUACUACAGAGGAACAUUUUCAAUAAUGAGACAUGUGAAAAUUGAUUUGUGAAAAAAAAGCAAUGAAUUUCUAGAGAUUUCCCAAGUAUUUUUAUUUGAAAUGUGGACUCCAUUAUUGAUGCAUUCGCUAAAUUAAAAUACCGUCAUGUACAAUUGACAUUGUAAAAAAAUCUAUAUUCAUUAUAUUUUUACGGUUCUAAUUUUCUAACGAAAUGAGACCCAGCGCUCUUCUAUGUUCUGGAUCCGCCGCUGAACAUAUUCGGUCUUUAGUAGUCCUAAGGUGCUGGAUGACAAAGUUUUGGGGCAUAGAUGGGCGGUCAGGGUAGGGGUGGACAACGGGAAACAGGUAUUUGGGUAUACUCGUAUCUGUCCUGUUUUUUUAGGGUUACGGGUACCCAAAUACCCGGGUUUUUUUCUACGGGAUGGGACUUGGGAUAAAAAAUUGCUACUUUGGGUACCCACGGGUUACCCGUUAAUACCCGUUUGGGUCUUAUGGGUUCCCGUUAUACCCAUUAGUUCAAAGUUGAGAUGGUGGUGAAUGCGCUUUGAGGAAAGAGGGGAUUGUCUUUCAAGUUACUUUGGCCAUUUACACUAACAGAGGUGAUGGAAAUGAAAAUGAAAAUGUAAUUGUAAA